CGUGCACCUGGAGAAUGGUAUGAUCAUAUUCUAGGUUUUAUUUGGUUACAUUUAGCAUAGAAUUAAGAGGCGAUGGAAGAAUGGAAUGAUGAGAUCCUAAGCAAAAUUAUAAGACAGAAGCAUGGAAUCAAUAUUUGUGUAUAAUCCUAAAAAUAAAAUAAAAAUUAUAAAUUGAAGAAAGAGAAGAAGGGUUAGGUGGUUAGAGAGAUUCAUUUGGUUGGGUUGUGUUGGAGUGAAGGCAUUCAAUUGGCAACAAGCAGAGCAUAAAGUCUUGAGAAACAAUGAUUUAAGAGCAACUAUACAAUGGCCCUUUCCAUUGUUGCUUUGUAAAUGGAAGCAGUUCUUAUUGCACGUUUUUUCCAAGUAUAUCAGAUAUUUGCUGGGGAUUAAGUGAAAAAGACUCCAUGGUAAACACAAAAGUGCCUAGUCAACCAAAAAUAUGCUACAGGCCUAUUCGACCUUCUGACCUAGACAUUUUAGAGCAUAUCCAUGGCAGAUUGUUUCCCAUCAGGUAUGAAUCUACUUUUUUUCAUGAUGUCGUAAAUGGACGUGACAUUGUGUCUUGGGGAGCUGUUGACAGCAGUCGGCCGGAUGGUCGAAGUGAUGAACUCAUUGGAUUUGUAACGGCACGGAUUGUUCUUGCAAAAGAAAGCGAGAUAGUGGAUAUGCUUGGAUAUGACUCAGCCAAAUCUGACCAGACAUUAGUCUAUGUUCUGACGCUGGGAGUAGUGGAAGCAUAUAGAAGUCUUGGAAUAGCUUCUUCUCUGAUUCGGGAGGUCAUAAAAUAUGCUUCAAGUAUUCCAACCUGCCGAGCUGUCUACUUGCAUGUAAUCUCUUACAAUAACCCUGCAAUCAAUUUGUACAAGAAAAUGUCUUUCAAGUGUGUGAGAAGGUUGCAGGGAUUUUAUUUGAUCAAUGGGCAACAUUAUGAUUCGUUCUUAUUCUUGUACUAUGUAAAUGGGGGACGGUCUCCUUGCUCACCAUUAGAGCUUCUCACUGCACUAGUAAGCUACAUGAGGAGUGGGUUUAAAUCGGUGGCUGCAAGGCUGUGCAAGAACGGAGGCAGAAAGAUCUCAAGGCGGACAAAGUGUAAAGAAAGUCAUUCUCUUGUGUCAGCACCCAACAAAAGAAACGUUCCAGUCGAGUGUUCUGGUUACGAGUGUGUUUAAUAUAUAUAUAUAUAUAUUUUAAGUUUUCUGUUCCCUGUAUCAUUCAACCUCACAAUUGAUUCCCUCUAGAAAUGUCAUAAUAAACUUCCUCGAUCCAGUGAAUUCCCACACUGUUAGGUGAUAAUAAUAAUCUUCAAGUUUAUGCGAUCAA
Cajanus cajan (pigeon pea) is the source of this 1320-nucleotide messenger RNA. Its product is annotated as Acyl-CoA N-acyltransferases (NAT) superfamily protein. Gene Ontology annotation, molecular function: protein-N-terminal amino-acid acetyltransferase activity; histone acetyltransferase activity. Gene Ontology annotation, biological process: N-terminal peptidyl-methionine acetylation. Gene Ontology annotation, cellular component: Golgi membrane. The record is from RefSeq and is a predicted model, not a curated record. NCBI's taxonomy places the organism in Eukaryota, Viridiplantae, Streptophyta, Magnoliopsida, Fabales, Fabaceae.